AGCGCAGCCAAUGGGAGCGCGGGGCGUGUGGCGGCGGCGCGAUGGCGGCGGGGCUGUGCUGGCGGGCCGGGCUGCGCGCGGGGAGGCGGAGACUGGUGGAUUGUCCUCUGCCAGCUGGUGUUCCUAAGCUUAGUUAUCGCUUUGCAUCAUCACACAAGUAUGUUCCCAGACGGGCUGUGCUCUAUGUACCUGCAGAUGAUGAAAAGAAGAUAAGAAAAAUCCCAUCACUAAAUGUAGAUUGUGCAGUGUUGGACUGUGAAGAUGGUGUGGCUCUGAACAGAAAGAGAGAAGCAAGACUGAGCAUCGUGAAAACCCUUGAAGAGUUUGACUUUGGCCAUGCUGAAAAAUGUGUCAGGAUAAACUCUGUGUCCAGUGGCCUUGCAGAAGAAGAUCUAGAGGUGAUUUUGCAGUCCAAGACUCUUCCUUCAAGCAUGAUGCUGCCAAAGGUUGAAAAUGUUGAGGAAAUAAGAUGGUUUUCAGACAAAUUCUUGCAUCACCUAAAAGGCCGAACACUUGUAGAACCAAUGAAUUUUAUCCCCUUUGUGGAAACUGCAAUGGGCUUGCUGAAUUUUAAGGCUGUCUGUGAAGAAGCACUGAGAACAGGAUCCCAGGUUGGCUUUCAUUUGGAUGCAGUUGUCUUUGGAGGAGAGGAUUUCCGUGCCAGCAUAGGUGCAACAAGCAGUAAGGAAACUCAUGAUAUUCUAUAUGCCAGGCAAAAAAUAAUAGUCACAGCAAAGGCAUUUGGCCUUCAAGCAGUAGACCUUGUUUACAUUGAUUUCCAUGAUGAAGAUGGGCUCCGCAGGCAAUCGAGGGAAGGCGCCUCAAUGGGAUUCACCGGUAAGCAGGUGAUUCACCCCAACCAAAUUGCUGUUGUCCAAGAACAGUUCUCUCCGAGCCCUGAAAAAAUAAAGUGGGCGCAAGAACUGAUUUCUGCUUUUGAGGAACAUCAGCGAAUAGGCAAGGGAGCAUUUACUUUCCGUGGGAGCAUGAUCGACAUGCCAUUACUGAAGCAGGCACAGAACAUUGUUACACUUGCCACAGCCAUCAAGAAAAAAUGAGCUGAUCUGCCAUAGUUUGCUUGCUGGAAUUGCUACUUAUUAAAACUAUUCCCAACUCAAACCACUGCUCACUCCUGCAUGGCCCAUGUUCUACACAUAGCCUCCACUGAAUUUGCAUCAUCAAAUCUGUGACAUCACAGUAAUUACUGCAAAUGCGGUAGUAUGUCUUCACUGAAGGAGAAAGGCAAAACAUGAGCCCUGAGCUCUGUUGAAAGGGCAGAUGGAAACUAAUUCAAUUGUUUCUAUUUCUUUCUGUGCUUCUUCCUGCUCUGAUGCAGAGCUCCUGGCAGAAAGGAGAAAGCCUUGAAUAAUUAUGCACCCGUUGAAAUAACUGCGAUGAAAAUCUUCACCCUGUGUGAGCUUUGCUUUCCCCCCAACACCGCCCUUCUGUAAAUGUGCAACAGCCAUUAAAAAUAAUGCUCCAACAAUGCA
Lonchura striata (white-rumped munia) is the source of this 1490-nucleotide messenger RNA. It is a transcript of the gene CLYBL, whose product is annotated as citramalyl-CoA lyase. Gene Ontology annotation, biological process: regulation of cobalamin catabolic process. Gene Ontology annotation, molecular function: (S)-citramalyl-CoA lyase activity. NCBI's taxonomy places the organism in Eukaryota, Metazoa, Chordata, Aves, Passeriformes, Estrildidae. The record is from RefSeq and is a predicted model, not a curated record.